GAACGGGCCCAUAAUGUCGUGCGUACGACCAUGCGGAAUUAGAUUUGAGGUUAUGUUAGGUCAGAAUUAGGUUAGGAAUUCACCGCACUGUUUUUGCACGGUGCACAGGUCACAAGGUACCAAAAAAUGGCACGUCAGAGCUUUGCGUGUACGAUAAGCUAAAAGAGCUUAUGCCUAAGCGUUCCGUAUGAAUUUCCAAGAAUGUUGAGAAAGUUUUAUCUCGGAACGCUUCUCCACGUGGGCUUAGGGUUGACGUUUCUACUGCUGUUCUGCGAAUACCUCGUAUAUUACGUGGUGCUUACGCAGUGCGAAUGGCCCACUCUGGACCCUCGGAAAGAGGACCCCGCUCUACGUGGAGAAGCAACGGACAGGCCUGUCAGAGCUAUGUUUAUAGCGGACACUCAUUUGCUGGGUUCCAGGGAGGGCCAUUGGUUCGAUAAACUGCGAAGGGAAUGGCAGAUGUACAGAGCGUUCCAAACCAUGAUGACGUUACAACAACCGGACGUAGUUUUUGUACUGGGUGAUGUUUUCGACGAGGGAAAAUGGUGCGGCUCCGCGGAGUUCGAGUACUAUACGAAGAGAUUCCAUUCCUUGUUCCAUGUGCCUAAGGACACCCGCCUCUACGUCGUCGCUGGAAAUCACGAUAUGGGAUUCCAUUAUGCAAUCACGCCGUAUCGCAAUCAGCGCUUCAUUAACGGCAUGAAGAGCCCGAACGUGCGACGACUGAGCCUGAGAGACAAUCACUUCGUGCUGAUCAACAGCAUGGCGUUAGAAGGGGACGGCUGUUUCCUGUGCCGACCGACCGAGAUCGCAGUGAAUAAAAUAGCUAGUAAGCUAUCACCUCUGAUAUUAGCGUGCCAAGAUUUUUUCGUAAUCGAUUACUCGCUAAAUCGUCUGUAUGUGUAUCGUAUUGCAGAGGAUUUGAAAUGCGCGAGAAAAAUCGGCAACGAUUGUCGCAACGCAAGCACCAUUUCUAGAUACAGUAGGCCCAUAUUGCUGCAACAUUAUCCGAUGUAUCGAGAAUCGGACGAGAUUUGUAACGAAUUGGAUCAGGCUCCCAACGAGUUGAAGGCCAUCAAGUUCCGGGAGCGAUGGGAAUGCUUGUCGAAGGAAGCGUCGGAGCAGCUCUUGGAUAUAUUGAAUCCGCGAUUGAUCGUCGCCGGUCACACUCAUCACGGUUGCAGGAGGAUACACCGGGACGACGUUCUGGAAUUCACGAUCCCGUCUUUCAGUUGGCGCAACAAGAACAAUCCAUCCCUCCUGAUGGGUACUUUCACUCCCAGCAAUUACUCCGUCUCCAAGUGCUACAUGCCCGUGGAAUCUACUGUGAUCGCUAUUUAUAGUUGUAGUCUCCUAUGCAUACUGAUAUAUUUGAUUAUAAAACUCAGGCCGAGGCGGCACGCGUACUCGCGCGUGAAAAUGCCUUGACUAACUCUAUCGUGACACGUUCGAACGCGCGAACGGGCGUAUAAUAAUUCUAUAUACAAUACAAUUUAUGGAGGUUAUAAUUGUCGAAAUUAGGACAUAUCUGUAUACACGUUUCGUACACGCUAGCCAUCACGUAUUAUUUACAACAGUAAUAGUAUAAAAUACUUUUGUAAUAUAUCAUAGUUAUAACGAUGUCAAUCUCGAUGUACAUAGAAUUCUAUUACGGAGAACUUGAAACGAUGUUUACUUACUAAAAUUACUAAAAAAUUGUAUAUAAGUACCGACGUAAUUUUACACAAGUGCGCAAUAAAAAAAACAUACAAAUUGAGUCAACGAAACUGGACGCACAGAUGUCUGCGAUAACAACAUCCGAAAGUCGAAGAAUAAAAACGUGCACCCGUACGAACGUAAAAUAGAUACACAAAAUUAUUAUUCAUACACGUUGCAUACUGCGCUUAUUGUUAUCAUAAUGACCGGCCGAGACAGUUGCGAAACUGCGUGUUGUAUUCUUACAUUAAAGGAAACGAUAAACACUUUA
Molecule: messenger RNA, 1966 nt
Organism: Vollenhovia emeryi
Lineage: Eukaryota; Metazoa; Arthropoda; Insecta; Hymenoptera; Formicidae
Gene: PGAP5
Product: metallophosphoesterase 1
Exons: 8
Coding region: 202-1428 (408 amino acids)
Biological process (GO): GPI anchor biosynthetic process
Molecular function (GO): hydrolase activity
Source: RefSeq, a predicted model, not a curated record